UGUCCGAGCUCAAAAGGCAAUAUAGAUAGCCAAGCUUACAAAAGCACCAGCACAACAAAUUCGAUCUCUUGAAGCUAGCUUUCUCAACAAGAUCCCUGCGAAGAAUGUCCAGCUCUAAGGGACUUAGUAGCUCUGUGCCUCCCCAAGGUGGCUCUGGUGCAUCCAAAAGGCAUACGGACACUCAUCAUGAAGUGACAAACCUUCCAGGAUCGAAAGGUUUUCUGACACCUCGGAACAACAACCAGCAGCCCUACAAUGGUCAAGGUGCUCACAGCCUCACAUACGGGUUCAAAACAUUUGCCACAAAAGCAAGGGCAGGUCCAAAUUGGUUGUAUAAGCCAAGAACCAAAAUGAGCAGGGAUUAUCAACACUUAUUCAUUGUUCAUUCCUCUGUGAAGAUUACACUGUACAUAUGUAUAUAGGUGAUACGACAUACGCAAAAUAUUAUUGUAAAUAGCUGUGCACCAAGCUAGGUCAUUAUAUCCACAUCCAUGGGAAGGAAAAAAUAGUUCAAACAUGUUAUUUGUUGAAAUUUGUUGUAUACUCCUUAAAAUGGGGAGUUUAUAUAUCUUCAAAAGUAUUGUACAGCACAUAUUGUUCAAUGUAAAUCCUCACAGCGUUACUUUUUUUUGUUUCCAACAACCAUGUUAACAGAAAGUUUUGUGCUCUAUAUAUGAAGUACUAUCCUCACAUCCGAAGACA
This is a messenger RNA of Oryza sativa Japonica Group (Japanese rice), 702 nucleotides long. NCBI's taxonomy places the organism in Eukaryota, Viridiplantae, Streptophyta, Magnoliopsida, Poales, Poaceae. The record is from RefSeq and is a predicted model, not a curated record.